GGUCUUUCUUUUUCCUCUUUUCUCUCUUGGUCUUUCGUUUUGUGAAUAUUCCAAACUUAAUUUCUCCACCAAAAGUACUUUUUUUUUUUAAUAGAGAGACAAAAAUAAACAGUGAUGAUCAUAACAGUCCUUCAUUCUCAUGUCUCAUUCUAUUUCAUCAUCCUUAGCUUCCUCUUCUUCCAUGGAAGUGAUGGUGCUACAAUAACCAUCGUAAAUCGAUGCAGCUUCACCGUGUGGCCGGGAAUUUUGUCCAACUCCGGAAGCGGCGAUAUAGGCACCACCGGCUUCGAGCUCGUUCCCGGUGGUUCACGUUCGUUCCAAGCUCCAGCUAGCUGGUCAGGUCGGUUUUGGGCACGAACCGGUUGCAACUUCAACUCAGACACAGGACAAGGCACCUGCCUAACCGGGGACUGCGGCUCUAACCAGGUCGAAUGUAACGGUGCAGGAGCAAAACCGCCCGCUACACUCGCCGAAUUCACAAUCGGGUCAGGUCCAGCAGACCCGGCCCGUAAACAAGACUUCUACGACGUAAGCCUCGUGGACGGUUACAACGUUCCCAUGUUGGUGGAAGCAAGUGGCGGGUCAGAAGGUACUUGCUUAACCACGGGAUGCGUAACGGAUCUAAACCAAAAAUGUCCAACGGAGCUCCGGUUCGGGUCCGGGUCAGCAUGCAAAAGCGCGUGUGAGGCUUUUGGUAGUCCAGAAUAUUGUUGUAGUGGCGCGUACGCCUCACCCACCGAGUGUAAACCAUCGAUGUACUCGGAGAUAUUCAAAUCUGCGUGUCCAAGAUCAUAUAGCUACGCGUUCGACGAUGCUACAAGUACGUUCACAUGCACUGAUGCUGAUUACACCAUCACUUUUUGCCCUUCCUUGCCUAGGUAGGUUAACUUAUUUUAUUUUUGUUUUCAUUUUAUUUGUUCCCACUUGCUUUUUGGUAAAUGCACACGACGAGCUUAGCUAGCAAAGUAAGGUGAUUGGCUUGAGCCAGGCUAAGAAAAAGAAGUUGAUACUUUUUUUUUUUUUACACGUAAUAAAGGAGUUUAUAAUAGUCAUUCCAUCAAAGAAAAGGAAAACAAAAAGGUUAUUACAACACGUACCAUAGGCCUACCAUUAUGAAACGGGGAAGCACAGAUAAAUUAUUAAAAUUUAGUCCUAUAUUUAGUCCUAUAUACUAUUAUUCUGAUAAUCUGAUUAAAGUUGGAAUAUGUUACAGCCAAAAAUCGGCAGCGAAUGGGUGGAGAGAUGGCGGUGGAUCAGUACAAACCUCACCGUCACCAUUAUCGACGUGGUUGUCCGAUGUCUUCACCUCUGAUUCCUCAAAUGUUCAGUCUUCCCAAUAUUUACUCAUCUUUACUAUUUUUCUUCUUCUGCAUUUUUGAUAUUUUUGUUUCUCAUUUCCGGGUGUAUAUUUUCUAUCCUAUAACAUUUUUAUGUUUCAUGAUUAUGAUUAUGCACAUUGAUG
Molecule: messenger RNA, 1462 nt
Organism: Arabidopsis thaliana (thale cress)
Lineage: Eukaryota; Viridiplantae; Streptophyta; Magnoliopsida; Brassicales; Brassicaceae
Gene: TLP1
Product: THAUMATIN-LIKE PROTEIN 1
Exons: 2
Coding region: 115-882 (255 amino acids)
Source: RefSeq, marked reviewed